This is a messenger RNA of Parnassius mnemosyne (clouded apollo), 1725 nucleotides long. The record is from the annotation of a GenBank genome assembly. NCBI's taxonomy places the organism in Eukaryota, Metazoa, Arthropoda, Insecta, Lepidoptera, Papilionidae.
AUGAUGGAAUCUAAAAGAGUAUUUAAACGAAAACUUAAGUUUUGUCAAAAUAAUCAGGACCAAAUCAAGAUGAAUAAACUAGCGUAUCAACAUAGGAAUAAAGAUUUUCGUGGGUUUUGGAAGCAUACUAAGCAGUUGAGUCCUAGAACAGGUACCCCGGUGAGCGUUGGAGGUGUGAAUGAGCCGGCGAAAAUAGCCAAUCUUUUUAAAAGUCAGUUCCGGGUUCAGUCUUCUUUACAGUCACCUAUUGAAGUCGAUGCUGAGAUUCAUCACCAGACUGAUGCACCAACUCACGUGCCCGAACGCAUCACCGCUAGGGACAUCACUGUUUUGGUAAAUGGCAUGACUGGAGGAAAGUCACCUGGUCACGAUUGGCUUAGCAUCGAGCACUUUCAACACGCUGGACCGCACUUACCUAGACUGCUGGCGCUCUUUUUCACCCUCUGCAUGAGGCACUCUUAUUUGCCGGAAGAGCUAAUGAGAACGGUCGUGGUACCGAUUUUGAAAAACAAAACCGGCGAUAUUUCGGAUAUGUGCAACUAUCGGCCCAUUUCAUUAGCGACAACUGCGGCUAAGAUACUUGACAGUGUGCUUGAGAGACAGUUAAAAGUACAUAUUAAGUUAAACGAUGCACAAUUUGGUUUUAGACCAAAUCUAUCCACUGAGUGUGCAAUACUGUCGCUGAAGCACAUUGUGGGGUAUUACACUGUAAGGAAUACGCCAGUGUAUGCGGCCUUCCUGGAUCUUUCAAAGGCUUUCGAUCUUGUCAGGUAUGACAUUCUGUGGGAUAAAUUGCGAAAGGCUUGUCUACCUGUCUCGUACAUUAGCAUUUUUAGCUAUUGGUACGGUCAUCAAAUUAAUCAGGUCAGGUGGUCUAAUGCACUGUCGGACGAGUAUAGGUUAGAAUGCGGUGUGAGGCAAGGGGGGUUAACCUCACCUACACUUUUUAAUCUAUAUAUAAAUGAACUGAUUGAUAGACUCGGGAGUGCACGUGUCGGAUGCUCUAUUGAUGGACUCUGCAUCAACAAUAUCAGUUACGCAGACGACAUGGUGCUUCUGAGCCCGUCAGUCAGUGCACUCAGACGGCUUUUGAUCAUAUGUGAGGUUUAUGCAGAAGCCCACGGUUUAAAAUAUAAUGUUGCAAAGAGUGAGCUCAUGGUGUUUAAGGUGGGCACGAAGAAACCUAAUUUCGUACCGCCUGUAACUUUAGGGGGUGUUGCACUUAAACGAGCAACCGAAUUUAAGUACCUCGGCCAUGUGGUUACCGAAGAUUUAAAAGAUGAUAAGGAUAUUGAAAGAGAAAGGAGGGCGCUGGCUGUCCGCUGCAAUAUGCUGGCCCGCCGGUUCUCACGUUGUACAGUCGAGGUAAAACUUAUUUUAUUUAAGGCCUAUUGCCAAUCCCUCUAUACGUGCGCCUUAUGGGUCAGAUUUACUCAGCGGGCAUACAACACCCUACGUAUACAUUAUAAUAACGCUUUUAGAUUGUUGCUGGGGCUCCCACGUUACUGUAGUGCAUCAGGUAUGUUUGUUGACGCCCACAUAGACAAUUUUUCAACACUGAUUCGCAAAAAAACUGCGUCACUGAUGCACAGGGUUCAUGAGAGCGCCAACAGCAUUCUUAACGUAAUUAGCGAGAAACCCGAUUGUACUUUUUUGAGGCACUGGAUGCAUGUUCAUGUCCAUGUAUCCGUUGCCUCGGACAGGCAACCCAGAUAUAUGAAGUAA